AUGGGUGACACAACCAUCACUGCAGAAACCAGCAAUGCUGCAAAGGCAGUGACCUAUGAUGUUAAUCACCCCUAUCACCUCAAUAAUUCUGAUUCCCCGGGUAUGACUCUAGUCAAUACUGUAUUUGAUGGAAGAGGAUACCCAGGAUGGAGAAGAUCCAUUCUCUUGUCCUUGUCAGCCAAGAAGAAGCUUGGUUUCAUCAAUGGAGCUUGCAAAUCUCCAGACCUGAAAUCUCCAGAACUUGAACAAUGGAGUUGUGUGAAUGAUAUGGUCAUCUCCUGGAUCCUUAAUGCUCUUUCAAAGGAUAUUGCAGAUAGUGUGAUUUAUUCCAAAACUGCAAAAGAGCUUUGGGACAGCCUUGAGCAGAGAUUUGGGAGAUCAAAUGGAGCUAAGCUCUAUCAUCUGCAAAAAGAACUAUCAGGAUUAGUACAGGGAAAUAGUGAUAUUGCAGGAUAUUUCACUAAGCUCAAGCGUUUGUGGGAUGAAUUGGAUGCUUUGAAUGCAAAAUUAACUAAGUCACUGGAGGAUCAGAGGUUGAUCCAAUUUCUAAUGGGAUUAAAUGACAUCUAUGCACAAGCAAGAGGAAACAUCCUCAUGAUGAAUCCUUUGCCUAGCGUGGAUGUUGCUUAUUCACUCCUCUUACAAGAUGAAAAUCAAAGGGAAGUCUAUGCAAAUACACAUUUUAACUCACAAUCAGUAUCAUUCAUGGCAGCAGGAGAGAACAAAGAGCCUAAUGCACAACUUCUAGCUGAUUUUGCAGCUUUCAUGAUUACAGGACAAGGGAAAACCAUCAGAAGGUCAGAAACCAGACACAAAGGGGAGCAGCCAUGGGACCCAAAUUUAACAACUCUGGACAGAGGACAUACACAGGAAGAUUGCUACAGAUGCAUUGGUUUUCCUGAUGAUUUUGAGUUCACAAAUCACAAAGGAUAUCAGAAUCAGAUUAAGGGAAAUGCAGUGGUGGCAAAUGAAGAGCAUGAAAGUCCAGCAGGAUAA
Nicotiana attenuata is the source of this 996-nucleotide messenger RNA. RefSeq lists its product as uncharacterized. The transcript has 3 exons. NCBI's taxonomy places the organism in Eukaryota, Viridiplantae, Streptophyta, Magnoliopsida, Solanales, Solanaceae. The record is from RefSeq and is a predicted model, not a curated record. Bases 1 to 996 code for a protein of 331 amino acids.